This is a messenger RNA of Lampris incognitus (smalleye Pacific opah), 6513 nucleotides long. It is a transcript of the gene mark1, whose product is annotated as MAP/microtubule affinity-regulating kinase 1. Gene Ontology annotation, biological process: intracellular signal transduction; protein phosphorylation; microtubule cytoskeleton organization. Bases 222 to 2525 code for a protein of 767 amino acids. The record is from RefSeq and is a predicted model, not a curated record. Gene Ontology annotation, cellular component: cytoplasm. Gene Ontology annotation, molecular function: tau-protein kinase activity; protein serine/threonine kinase activity; ATP binding. NCBI's taxonomy places the organism in Eukaryota, Metazoa, Chordata, Actinopteri, Lampriformes, Lampridae. The transcript is spliced from 18 exons.
CCUCCGCUCCCGCACGGACUCCGCUGCUCUCCGUUUAGCCGCGGCCCGCGGGGGCGCAUCGCAGCCGUGUGCCGGCCUCCGCCCCAGUCCGGUCCGGUAUGCCGGGCUCGGUUCGGCCGGUCGGCUCGGGAGUCCCGCCGCUGUGAAGAAGUAGAGUCGGAAGAAAUAAGACCGCCUCCUGCCGCCGCGCAGCGCUGCGCUCCGCGGCCUGGAAGCACAACAUGUCGACCAGAACGCCAUUACCCACACUGAGCGAGCGAGAAACCGAACACCACAUGUCUGGAGAAGGCCGAAGCCCCGAGGUGCUGGCACCGCCUGCCAAGUCAGCCAAUCGCCACAGCCUGCCGCGCUGCCGCAACUCCGUGGCCUCCAUCACUGACGAGCAACCACACGUCGGUAACUACCGCCUCCUCAAGACCAUCGGCAAGGGAAACUUCGCCAAGGUCAAACUGGCUCGGCACACGCUGAUUGGCCGAGAGGUUGCCGUCAAGAUCAUCGACAAGACGCAGCUGAACCCCACAAGUCUCCAGAAGCUUUUUCGUGAAGUCAGCGUCAUGAAGAUCCUCAACCACCCCAACAUCGUGAAACUGUUUGAGGUGAUUGAGACAGAGAAGACGCUCUACCUGAUCAUGGAGUACGCCAGCGGAGGUGAAGUCUUUGACUACCUUGUUGCCCAUGGACGGAUGAAGGAGAAGGAGGCACGAGCCAAGUUCAGACAGAUUGUGUCAGCGGUGCAGUAUUGUCACCAGAAGAGGAUCGUCCACCGAGAUCUCAAGGCAGAGAAUCUACUGCUGGACUCUGAGAUGAACAUCAAGAUUGCAGACUUCGGCUUCAGUAAUGAAUUCACUGUCGGCACCAAACUGGACACCUUCUGUGGUUCCCCCCCCUACGCUGCACCUGAACUCUUCCAGGGGAAGAAGUACGACGGACCCGAAGUGGACGUCUGGAGUCUGGGAGUCAUUCUGUACACGCUGGUCAGCGGAUCACUGCCUUUUGAUGGACAGAACCUCAAGGAGCUGAGAGAGCGUGUGCUCAGGGGGAAGUACCGCAUACCGUUCUACAUGUCCACCGACUGUGAGAACCUGCUGAAGAAGCUGCUGGUUCUAAACCCUGGAAAACGAGGCAGCCUGCAGCAAAUCAUGAAGGAGCGCUGGAUGAAUGUCGGGUACGACGACGAUGAGCUGAGACCAUUUUCAGAACCAGAACCGGAUGUUAAUGAUACGAGCCGGAUAGAGCUGAUGGUGACGAUGGGCUUCCCAAGAGACGAGGUCAGCGAGGCCCUGAUUGGUCAGCAAUACAAUGACGUCAUGGCAACCUACCUGCUGCUGGGGAGGAAACCUAACGAGCAGUUUGAAGGAGGGGAGUCCUUGUCCAGCAGUAACCUGUGUCAAAGGUCACGACCCAGCAGUGACCUCAACAACAGUUCCAGCCAAUCCCCAGCCCACACCAAGGUCACACGCAGCGCCUCAGCCAGUCAGAAACAGCGGCGGUUCAGCGACCACGUGCCGCCCUCCAUCCCGCCCGCCAUGUCCUACACCAAGCGCUGCCAGGUCAACAGCAUGGAGAGUGACAGGAAGGAGGAGUUGGCCGCCACUGGCUCCAAGAGCGACGUGCCGGCAUCUCCGCUGGGUGCACAGGACAGGAGGAAGUCGGCUACGGUCUCAGGGAGCAGCGGUUCCGUGACGCGGAGGAACACAUAUGUCUGUGAGAGGACGAGUACGGACCGCUACUCAGCCAUUCCUAAUGGGAAGGACAGCAGUUUAACUGAGGUAUCCUCAGUUGCCGGUAGUGCCUCCCCAUCACCAGGUGCAACUCCAUCCCUCCCCUCCACUCGCCCCCGACACGUGAAAUCCAUGUCAGCGUCCGGCCACCCAAUGAAAUCUUCCCUUCCUCCGAUAGACGACAACGCAGAGUACCAGAGCCCCCCCUGCCCCCCUUCCUCCUCCCCCUCUGCCCACAGCAUCAGCAGCAGUGGUGCCACGCCGGACCGGAGCCGCUUCCCACGCGGUUCCUCCAGCAGGUCCACCUUCCACGGGGCUCAGCUCCGAGACCGGCGCUCCGCCACCUACAACGGACCCCCGGCCUCCCCCUCCCUUUCCCACCACACCGGCAGCCUCACACCCGCCCGCCACGGGACCUCCACUGGCAUCAUCGGCAAGCUCACCUCCAAGUUUGCACGAAGGAGCAUAUCAGGGGAGCCCAAGGAAGAGCCAAGGGAUUCGAAGCCUCGCUCGCUACGCUUCACGUGGAGCAUGAAGACCACAUCCUCCAUGGACCCAGGAGACAUGAUGAGGGAGAUACGGAAGGUCCUGGAUGCCAACAACUGUGACUACGAGCAGCGCGAGCGCUUCCUGCUUUUCUGCGUCCACGGUGACGCCCGUCAAGACAGUCUAGCCCAGUGGGAGAUGGAGGUGUGCAAGCUGCCCCGCCUGUCCCUCAACGGUGUGCGCUUCAAGAGGAUCUCAGGCACGUCCAUCGCCUUUAAGAACAUCGCUUCCAAAGUGGCUAAUGAGCUCAAGCUGUGAAGUUGGUAUGACUGAAACAAAUUAAAUCUUUAAAAAAAGGUUUUGUUCUUCAACUCUCCCAGGAUAAAACUUCACAGAAUUAUGGGUUCAGCACCAGUCCAAGUUGCCUGCUGUCUGUUCAGUUACACCAGUCCCUAAACAAGUCUCAUUCAUUCAUUCCGGGGUGGGGUCGCGGUGGCAGCAAGCUAAGUAGGGCACUCCAGACAUCCCUCUCCCCAGCAACGCCCUCAGCUCCUCCUGAGGGAUCCCAAGGCGUUCCCAGGCCAGGUUGGACAUAUAGUCCCUCCAGCGAAUUCUGGGUCUACCCUGGGGUCUCCUCCCAGUUGGAUGUGCCCGGUAAACCUCCAAAGGAAGGCGCCCAGGAGGCAUCCUAAUCAGAUGCCCGAACCACCUCAACUGGCUCCUGUCGAUACAAAGGAGCAGCGGUUCUACUCCGAGCUCCCUCCGGAUGUCUGAGCUCCUCACCCUAUCUCUAAGGCUGAGCUCAGACACCCUACGGAGGAAACUCAUUUCAGCCGCUUGUAUCCGCGAUCUCACCCAAAGCUGAUGACCAUAGGUGAGGGUUGGAACAAGGAUUGACAGGUAAAUUGGGAGCUUUGCCUUCCAGCUCUGCUCCCUCUUCACCACAGGGCAGUACAACGUCCGCCUCACUGCUGAUGCUGCGCCAACCUGCCUGUCAAUCUCCUGCUCCAUCCUCUCCUCACUGGUGAACAAGACCCCGAGAUACUUGAACAAGUCCCAUUAAAUCCAAAUGCUACAAUAAAGCCAGCACUGCAUUCUCAAGCCGCUCUCUGCUGCCUGCAAGUAAAUCAGAAGAUCUCACUGAACAACUCCAGCAGUCCGUCCCGAACAAAGCCCAGACUCUGAGAUUCGGGGCUGCUGGUGAUGAAGAUGGUGAUUGUGCGUGUCUGCUUGAAAUAGAAUGCAUAUUCGUUUAUCUGACAGAAAACGCUACAACUUCUAUUCUCGCAAAGCACCGGCACUUCUCCCGGUGGCUGGUUCUAAUACCAUGAGGGAAAAAACUCCAUUGCUGCAAUAACAUCCGAUGAUAUUAGCUAAUAUCUGCUCGUGGUAGCUUGAGGUAACGUCUUCGCUUGGCGAGAACUGACAGAGCUCUCUUUUUCCACUUGUACAGUUGAAACAAAACUGAAUGUGUUUUAUUUCUCCGUUCCUCGAUAGAAGGAGUGGGUGUUGUAUAGUUUGGGUUUGUAAAACUGAAAACCUGGUCUAUUUGGUUCUCUGUACUUACGUCUCUGGGUUGUUUGAAUCUACCCAAGUGUAAAUUUGGUCGUUUUGUUUUUUUUUCUUUUACUUCCUAUUUUUACUUUUUUUACUCACAAGAUGAUAGAGAAGAGAAUCUUAUUUUUUAUUUUCCAUCAAAAAUGAGUUCCUUUUGAUGGGACAGGAGAGAGACACUAAGUGCAUAGAUUGAAACGUCCCUCGACCCAAAACCGUGACCACACGCCUCCUGCUAAUGACACACCUCCUGCUAGCAAAGCCUCACCAUUAUAUCAGCUUCAAAUAUUAUGACCCCCCCCAGCCCAGCUCAUCCCCAGAGCUGCCAGACCCCCGCAAAACCUCUCAUCCAACCUCCCAUCUCAGGGCCACAGGGAGACCACUUGACCAAAGGACCACCCCCUCUCUCACAUAUUUGGGCAGUGAAGAAUUCAUCUUUUGUCUCAUCACCAGACAAAACGGAAAACCUCUUACCAGAACAACAACACAGCCUUCAUCCUCAGUCUUCGUACUGUAGAUUUAACCAACCGGCAACCUGUGGGGAAGUCCAAAUCACCUGUACCAGCUAGGGCUGUGUAUUGGCGAGAACCUGGCGAUACGAUGCGUAUCACGAUACAGGGGUUACGAUUCAAUAUAUUGUGAUACUGUAAAAAAGGCGAUAUAUUGUGGUUUCAUAGGCCUGUGUUCUUUGUGCUUAUGCUACUUCCUGUCUCAGUUUACGUUGUUGCGUUGGCGUGGAAGAGUCACAUGGCUGAAGAUAGAUUACAACACUGUUGUCUAGCGGCCGUGGGGUUACACACAAUGUUUGUCACGAACCUUUACAUGUAAAAAAUAAUGGAUAGCGUGAUUUUGAGAAUCGAUACAGCAUCACAAAAGAUAAUAUCGCGAUACUUGAGUAUAUCGUUAUUUUUUUUACACCCCUAGUACCAGCAGCUGGUUUUCUAUUCUAGCAGGAAGUUCAUUACUGUUCCCGGUGUAGAACCUACCUGAAGGGGGCCUGAAUAACUGGAACAGGUAAAUGUAAUUAACUACCUGCCAGAAUAGAAAACCAGCACUAUUGCUGGCACCUGAGGACCUGAUUGAGGACCACCACGUGACUCCACUCGCUGAGCUACCUAAGAAGGGGAUUAGGUGAUAUGAGAAGUUUGUCUGUGGAUCCUCUAUGGAGCUACGUAAAGGAAGUCCUCAGAGAAUCCACCAGUUGACCGAAGCACGUCAAAGCCCGGCAGGUUCCUGUGGAUCUAGCUUAAAGCUCGAUGAGCAAAAGUCACCUGCACUGCUCGAGAUGCAUGGAGACUUCAGCACACCUGAGAUCCACCAGAACCUGGACAGGCUUGAUCAGGGAUGUUUAGCUUGAGUUGUGAUACAACCUGAUCAGUGUCUUUUCAACUACCGCUUUUCCGUGGCAGAAACGAGUUAAUAAACAAAUCUUGAUUCAUCGUUGUACGUAAACGCUAUACUGAAAAUGUAAAUGUCAUUUCAUGUCAUUUUCCAUAUAGUGAUAGUUUCUGUUUAUGAACUGGAAAUUUAUCUUGUUUUCAUCAGGUCGUGGACAAACAUUUUUUGAAAUAGUUUGCAUAAACAAGAUUAUGCGACCCUCGUUACGCGAUUAGAAUCAAAAUUGUCUCAAUUUUUUUUCCAGAAUCCGAGUUAGAACUAAAGAACUUCUACUCAGUUAUCGGCUCAUUUCAUCAUCAUCAUCAGUUCCGUAACCUAUGGAGGUCGUAGGAGCACAGCUGAUGCCUCAACAGGUUGAGUCAUCAUUGUGUUUCAGUAGGGGGAGUGCCUGGUGGUCCCUACCUCCUCUCCAGGUAUGGAUGGUCGUUGGUUCACAGAGGAACUCAUCCGCCCUUUGACAGGUUUUGUUUUUAGUCCCGCUGGGUGUCCACAUACCCUCCUCACAACAACCCAAGGGUUGAAGUAGGGGUGCCAGUUUAGUCGCCGACGACCUGGCGGUUGCAAGUAGUUCAGCGUCGUACCCAGGACCAGGCUCAUUUCACCAUGGGAGAAAAAAAAAGGUAGUUGAGAGUUUUUGUUAACAAAAUGAUCACUGAAGUUGAUGCUAAAAGUCGAAUUGUGUUCCCCUCCAGAUGAUCUGUACUGAGGUGCUGGUUUUGGUGUGAUGAUGAUUACUGGUAGAUGUCCAUGUAUUGAGUCCAUCACUUGAACCAUUCAUCCUGCAUCACCUGUUAGUUUCCUGCCUCCCUGCCCCUACAGACUCUUCAUCGGUGAAUACUUUCCAUGUCCGUUAACAGAACCACUGACAGCGGUACGUUUCUGCCUGGUACUUCUGAGGUCCUGGGGUGGUUGUACUAGAGGAACAAAUAACGCUUAACUAGAGAUGAACAGGUAAUGCAAAUAUGACUCCUUGCUUGUUCCAGGGGGCGCGGCCUGAAUAUGGUAAUUGGCUACAGAGCUGUGACACCCCAAAACAACUUGCUGCGCUGCUGAUGUGCACGUGCAUUAUGGGAGUCGAAGACCUUAAUGUGAACUCCACCCUGUCUUCAGCAUGCCAGCCAGUCAUCUUGUAGGAACUGGGAGCAAUAUGCUAAAAAGAAAAAUCCUUUACUCCUUACUGUGCCUGGUCCCUCCUCUGAGCAGUGGCUGUUUGUAGGUGGGCCGGGGGCGUGGCCUCAGCAGACCAAUAGCAGAGGAAAAAGGUUUAAGAACACGUAGACGCUAACUUUGCCCCUCUCCCACCCCCUCAUAACCAGGAUGAAGGCUUGAAAAGUGCACAAUAAUAAAGCUGACU